This is a messenger RNA of Durusdinium trenchii, 459 nucleotides long. The record is from the annotation of a GenBank genome assembly. Lineage: Eukaryota; Dinophyceae; Suessiales; Symbiodiniaceae.
AUGGACAACCCCAAGUCACUUGACAUCAAUCUUUUGGCCCUGACUGCAGGUGACUACUUUGGAUCCUCUGACUCUGAAGACGGGGAGCGGCCUUUGAAGAGGCCAAGGGUGAUCGCCCCACCGAAGGUGAUUGCACCCCCAAAGCUGAUUGCACCAUCAAAGGUGAUUGCUCCACCGCGUGCUCCUUGUGUGCUGCCACGCUUGAAGACCCUUCCAGAUGGCCAUCCGCUGAUCCACCUGUACAUCGCCACAGAGUACCGCCGUAAUACAGUUGGCGAUGUGACCUUGCAGAACUUCAAUGACCGGGUGGCAUUUCUGUGGAUGGAGUUCAAAAGCUUGAGCAAGCUGACAAAAGAGGAGUACUUGAAGGUCCUCCCUGGUGGAUUCAACCUCCGUUGCUACAACCAGGUCUUGGAGCGGGAAGGCGCUGACUUCGAGGUUGUCCUGGAUGAGGCCUGA